UGAAUUGCAAUCAUCACUAUCGUUAUUAUGUAUUGAAGAUUUUCUGAUUAUUAUUUUGUUGCAAUAAUUUUAGUCAAUAGAACAAGAGGAUAAUAUUCAAUGCGAUUGAGAUUAUAGUUUCGUAAUUUUGGUGUUGUUUGUUGAUUUGAUUGAUAAUAAUGAAAGGAAUUGUUGAUUGACUGUACAUACUGAGUGUAAACAAAAUAAAUAUUAAUAGAACGUUUUAGCGCAUAUUACAUAUUUUCUAACAAGAAAUAAAAAUGUUGAAGGCUGUGAUACUCAUCGGAGGACCACAGAAAGGAACCAGGUUCCGUCCUCUCUCCUUAGACAUACCAAAGCCCCUGUUCCCCAUUGCAGGGCUCCCACUGAUACAACAUCACAUAAAAGCGUGUAAAAGACUGGCAGAAUGCAAGGAGAUACUGAUCAUAGGCUCUUACACUACUACUACUAUGGCACAAUUUGUUAGUGAUAUGCAAAUAGAAUAUAGUCCUGUCAUUAUCAGAUAUUUACAAGAGUUCACUCCUCUUGGUACUGGGGGAGGUCUGUACCACUUCAGAGACCAGGUUAGAGCGGGAAACCCAACUGCAUUUUUCCUGCUGAAUGGAGAUGUUUGUGCUAAUUUUCCACUUGAGGAACUAUGGGCAUUCCAUGAAGAAAGACCUAAUGCUUUAGUAACAAUAAUGGGCACAGAAGCAACCCGUCAGCAAUCAGUACAUUACGGCUGUAUGGUCCAAGAGCCUACCACUAAGGCGGUUACACAUUACGUAGAGAAACCGAGCAGUUACAUAUCUACACUCAUCAACUGUGGUGUCUAUGUGUGUUCGUUGCAAGUAUUUCACACUAUGGCGGAUGCUCUUCAAAAAGAAAAGGGCGGGUUUUACAGUAGGAAUGGCCACGGUAGUCCACCUCCUGGUUAUAUGUCGUUUGAACAAGAUGUUUUGGCACCAUUGGCGGGGACCAAUAAAUUAUAUGCAAUGCAGGUAGGUCACUGGUGGUCGCAAGUGAAGACGGCCGGCUCCGCCAUAUACGCGAACCGCCACUACCUGGAGCUGCACCGGCGGCUGAAGUACGAGCCCUGUCACAUCUUGCCCUACGUUUACAUUCACCCCACGGCCGUCGUUGACAGUACCGCAGUGAUCGGGCCAAACGUAUCGAUAGGAGAGGGAGUCACGAUCAAAGCGGGCGUGCGGAUCAAGGAAUCGAUUGUACUGAACAAUGCCACAAUCAAUGAACACGCACUUGUUAUGUAUUCAGUUGUGGGGCAGGGCGCGUCCGUGGGCGAGUGGUCGCGCGUGGAAGGCACACCGACGGACCCCGACCCGGACAAGCCGUUCGCUAAGAUGGACAACAUACCGCUGUUCAACAGCGAGGGCAGGCUCAACCCUUCCAUUACUGUAUUGGGCUCAGACGUCGUGGUUCCUCCAGAAAGGAUCGUGUUGAAUUCAAUAGUUCUACCACACAAACAAUUAUCUAGGAGCUUCAAAAAUGAAAUAAUAUUAUAGUGUAAAAUAAAUUAUUGUAAUGUAACUUUUGACAAUAAUAUUUUAGGGCUGAUUUGUCAAUCACCAUCAUCAUUUUUGUGCAAUAUAUUUUAAACUAGCUGAUACCCAUGACUUCGUCCGCGGGGAUUCAGAUUUUGAAAAAUCUUUGAUUUUCUGGGAUAAAAAGUAGUCUGUGUCCCUUUCUGCUCCGUUCGGUGUUAUUGAAGGACAAACGAACAAGCAAACACACUUUCGUAUUUAUAAUAUUGAUGACAUAAAAAUGCAUUGAUAUAUUUUAAAAUGUCAGUUUUCUCUCAGUGACUAGGCAAGUAGCCACUACUAAUUUGUAUUUUGAUGUGAAGGCAGAUGUCAAGACAUAGCGAGUGUAAACAUCAAAAUAAUGUCUGACCGAAUCGCACAUGCCAUACGUACAUUUACAAGUUGCAAGUUAACUACUAGCUGCAGUAAUUGUAUGCGUAGAUUUUACAUGUUUCCAACAUUCAUAGAAUUAGAGCCUCAAGCCACUAAUGUUAAGUAAAUUGGACCUUAAGAGCCUUGUUAUA
Maniola jurtina (meadow brown) is the source of this 2044-nucleotide messenger RNA. It is a transcript of the gene Gmppa, whose product is annotated as mannose-1-phosphate guanyltransferase alpha. Lineage: Eukaryota; Metazoa; Arthropoda; Insecta; Lepidoptera; Nymphalidae. The record is from RefSeq and is a predicted model, not a curated record. The transcript has 9 exons. Bases 261 to 1502 code for a protein of 413 amino acids. Gene Ontology annotation, cellular component: cytoplasm. Gene Ontology annotation, biological process: biosynthetic process.